UCUAUGUACUCACGAAAACCUGGUCAUUUCACCAGACCUAAUAAUAUAAGCCGGACAUAAUUACGUCCGUCCCACCCUGACUUUGCGGAAUUUCCAGCUUUUCUAAAAUUUGCUUUAUCCUCUUUUCUGACUCACACCCAAAAAAGACACCUACCAACCUACCAACCUACCAACUUACCUUAACCUACCAACCCUUAACCAUUAACUAUUAACUAAGAAGACGAGUUUGGUUACAUCGUCAUCGUCAUCGUCAUCGUCAUCGUUGUUGACUAGCAGAAGACUGCGCUGCGUCGUAUAAUAUUCUGAAUAAGCUAGUCGACAAGAUGGCUGAGCCACGAUACCGUUAUUCGGGUCGUAGGUCGCCUCAGUUUAACCCCGCGCGAGCAUCGAUGCCCGUGAGCAUUGGGUAUAACCCUCAUUACAGCGGGGAUCUUCAUACGGUUCAGACGGCUCGUUAUGAUGCCGCUGUUCCAAGAAGAGCGACUGAUCAUAAAGCGCCUUCGAAUCCCACUGCUACUAUCACCACCUACAACGUUACUAAAGAGCCUGGCGCUGCUACUGCUGCUGCUACCGUCGCGGCGCAACGAAGCUCUAAUUCCAAUACAUCCCGUCGUCGCUCGUCAACGGUAGAUACCAAUCCUGUGAAGCCUAUCAUAGUCACCACCAAUCACGCCAGUCGACCUCACGGUACCGCUUCUCAUACGUCGUCUGCCGCGCGCACAACCAGCCCGUCGCGCGAUCCUUACCGGUCAAGCGAUGAAACCUACUAUACGCAACCGGCCUCUUCAAUACGUUCUCGAAGCCAGGCCCGAUAUGGCCACGGUUAUACCCAAAGCGCAACCUUGAGCAAUGAAGAAUUCUCUCGGUUGAGGGAGCGAGUCGGCGACGACAGACUUCGACCACCAACGCAUGUCGCAACUGAUUAUUACCGCUCUUCGCUUCCUCAUGCCAACUAUACGGCUCCUUCCUACGACCUUAACAACACGGCAGUUGUCGAUUAUGAUAACGAAGGCUAUGAGUAUACAAAACCUAGCGAUUUGGCCAGGUACGAUUUAGAUCAUGAUCGCCAGCUAGCGCAUAGAAGUCGAAAGGAGAGCCUUGAUCGUUCUUACCACCGCCCUACCGUGAAUGUCGUGAGUAAUGAUCUGGGCCGUUACGAUACUCGCGGUCGCGGACCACCUCCUGCAUCCGGCGCACUCGACCGUUACAACAGAACUACAGCCACAGGUAUUUAUGAUCGUCCUACCGUCACUAUGCCUGCUUUACCACCACCGGUACCUGCUGCUCCGCCGGUUGAUCCCCUACGCCGGAUUGAAGCGCCGAGAGACCCGUCGCCAGACCGCAAGGCAGCUCGACCGCGCCCAGUUUCUUUAUAUCAAGAUACGCCAGCGCGCAUGUCGCAUCCGGAUGAACUUUAUCGCUCCCACGAUGACGAGCGCGUGCACCGUCGCUCAGAUCGCAAGGACGGAUACCGCGAUGACGAUGUCCCCGCUCGUGGAUUUGGGAUUCGCACGAACACGCUGGAACCAGAGCGCUCGGAUCGUCCGGCAAGGUCAGUUGAUCGGCGCGACUACGAUGAUCGACGUCAGCGACGAGACGUAGCAGAGCGCGAGCCUCGACGCCGCUCUGAUGAGUCGAUCGACUACACUCGGAGUCAUGAUUCCCGGAAGCCUGCCGAGGACACCGUAAGCCGAACCAACUCAGUUCGGGACCAAAGAGAUAGCGCCACCCAGAAGAACGGUGUAGGCGGUCGGACUCGUGACAAAGUCGUCGCCGGAUUAGGUGUUGCUGCUGCGGCGGCGGUGGGUCUUGCACCCAGAGAUACUACUACUAAGGAUGACGAUCGGAAGGUUUCUCCACGACGACGGGACCCGGAUGAAGAUAAAGACGCCGGAAGCUCUCGCACCGCGGAUAAGUAUAAGCCCAAAGAGAAGGAUAUAGAACGAAAAGCAUCCAUUCGAGAAGAACCAGUCGCUGUAGACUCGCGACGGGAAUCCCGGAGAGAGCAGACGGACUCGACAUCAGGUUCUAGGGAGCGCGAACUCGAAAGGGAACGUGUCCGUGAGCGAGCUUAUGAGCGCGAACGGGAGAGGGAACGAGACCAACGGGAAUUUGAGAAGGAACGGGAGCGGGAGCGAGAACGAGAGAAAGAAGCACUUCAGCGAGAACGUGAAAUAGAACGAGAGGCUGAACGUGAACGCGAGCGCAGCGGCCGGGAUGACAAAACCAGAGUCAACGGAUCCGCCGCGGCAGACUCGAAAGACGACUCGUUAAAUCCUGACGACUCUACACCAGCACCGCGAAGGCGGCGUCGUAACUCUUCGACCUUUGAUCCUACAGACACAAUUGAUUUGCUGGAUGUAAAAGCGGAACUGGCCGCAAAAGAGGACCAGGACAAGACAAAGGAGAAGCCAGCCACCAAGGAGGCAGUAUCGGAAAAGGAGACGACUCGUUCUGUUUCUGUGGAGCGUAUGUCGACCACCUCGCGUGAGGAAUCUCGCGGCCGUGAUGCCGCCAUUGCAGAGAAGGAGAAGCAAGUCCGAGUUGUCUCGCCUCCACGAGAGAAGUCUGAUCAGAAGCCUAUCAAGGGCAUCCUAAAGCCGCCAAGCGCAAAGUUCCCCGAGGAUCAAAACCCCAUCCGAGAAGGCGUCGCGCCACACAAGGAUGACAAGACGAAGAAGGGUGUCCCACCGGGUGCACGGUGGACCAAGAUCAACAGGAAACUGAUCAACCCCGCCGCCCUGGAGAAUGGCAAGGAGCGCUUCGAAGUCCGCGACGACUUCGUCAUCGUUCUACGGGUGUUAACCAAGGAGGACAUCCAGAAAUACGCCAACGACACGGCCAAAAUUCGAGCGGAGAAGAGAAGAGAAUACGAGAAGCAGUUUGGCCAGGAGCGCAACUACGAGUCUCACCGCGAGGACCGCGACUACUCGGAUGACGAGAGGCGUAUUCACCACAACCCUCGCGAUCACAAGACCGACCACGACUAUAGAAAGUACCGUGACCGGGAUGACGACAGAGAGCGUCCUCGCCGCGCACACAGGCAAGGUUCGGACUCCGAGGACGACGCCCGGGGCCGUCGGGCAAUCGAAUACGACGUCAGCAGCAACACCAGCCACGAUACCCGCCCCCACCGCCCUCACCGGGACUACGACUCCGUCUCUACCAAGGCAAGCGACAGGCGUUAGUUAAGCCAAGCUAGCCUACCCUUUCCCGCGACUACUAUAUAAAAUAUGUACAUGAUACAUACCUAACAUACGCUAUUUACUCGUUCCAUGUAUACAU
Molecule: messenger RNA, 3285 nt
Organism: Daldinia decipiens
Lineage: Eukaryota; Fungi; Ascomycota; Sordariomycetes; Xylariales; Hypoxylaceae
Exons: 2
Coding region: 324-3188 (954 amino acids)
Source: RefSeq, a predicted model, not a curated record